Molecule: messenger RNA, 2890 nt
Organism: Patella vulgata (common limpet)
Lineage: Eukaryota; Metazoa; Mollusca; Gastropoda; Patellidae
Product: WD repeat-containing protein 3
Exons: 26
Coding region: 88-2859 (923 amino acids)
Biological process (GO): maturation of SSU-rRNA
Cellular component (GO): small-subunit processome; Pwp2p-containing subcomplex of 90S preribosome
Molecular function (GO): snoRNA binding; protein binding
Source: RefSeq, a predicted model, not a curated record
UGUUGUAGUUAUUUAUAUGGUUUUAUUUUGAUUUAAUAAGGAAGAUGAUUUAAAUCUACUCGUAAGUAAUUAAGAAGGAAGUUAAAAAUGGGAAUAACGAAGCAAUAUUUAAGAUUUCAACCUGGACCUGUAUUUGGUGUAGUAGGAAGCUUAAAGAGUAACAUUGUAUAUUUGGAUAUUCAGGGUUCUCACGCUAAAUUAUGUGCUGUCGGAUCAUGUGAAGAUGUUAUUGUGUGGGAUUUAAAAACACAGGAAAAGUAUUUGACGUUAAAAGGUGAAAAGCAUGAAGUUACCAUAAUAAGUCGUUGUCCUGAUAACCGCCAUCUUGCCGUUGGUUAUAAUGAUGGUAUGGUUCGAGUGUUUAGUUUAAUCAAUCGGGAAUGUAUCUGUACUUUUAGCGGACACAAAUCAGCUGUUACAGCUUUAAACUAUGAUCACCAGGGCCUCCAACUUGUCUCAGGGUCAAAGGAUACAAAUGUUAUUGUUUGGGAUAUUGUUAAUGAAGCUGGUCUGUACAGGUUAAAAGGUCACAAGGGGCAGGUAACUCAAGCUGUCUUUCUAAAGGAGAAGAAUGUCCUUGUUACAAGCUCCAAAGAUACAUUUAUAAAGUUUUGGGAUCUGGAUACCCAGCAUUGUUUUAAAACACUAGUGAAUCAUCGUACUGAGAUUUACGAUUUUCAAAUUAUAAAGAAUGGAACACGUUUAAUAACAGGAUCAGCUGACAGCGAACUUCGUGUUUGGGAAAUAAAAUAUGCCGAUAAGCAGGUAGAAGAUGAUGAACCACCAGUAGGGAAAAAGUCCAAACUGGAGAAUGAAGACAAAGAUGAUGACUUGAAUAUUUUGACAUGUGUUAAACUUGGUUCUGUUAUACGACAGUCACGAACUCAUGUUGUUUCCAUGGUAACAGAUAAAGAAGAGAAAGUGUUGUUAUGUCAUGGAAAUGAUAAAAAAGUAGAAAUGUUUUCAUUGCCAAAUGAAGAAGAUUUAAAAAAGCGUUUGUCAAAAAAAAGGAAGAAGGCAAGAUUAAAGAAAAGUGAAGAAGGUAAUAAAGUUGAUGAAGAUGAGGUCACGCUAGCUGCGGAAGAUUAUGUCAAGAAUAUAACUCAAGUGUUUUUACCUGCCAAAGUUCGUUCUGUAGAUAUCGAGUUAGAUGAGGGUCAAGUUAAGAUGAUGGCCUUAUUAACAAACAACAGUAUAGAAACAAGUACACUGGAUGUUCAAGAGAAAGGUUGUCAGAGAAAGAAUAUCUGUAGUCAUGGUUUACCAGGACAUAGAACUGAUGUACGAACAUUAUGUUUUAGUUCUGAUAAUACAGCCAUUGUAACAGUUAGUGCUGAAUCGGCCAAAUUAUGGAACAGGUCAUCCGUAAAAUGUAUUCGUACAAUGUCAUGUGACUAUUCGCUGUGUUCUGUGUUUGCUCCGGGGGAUCGCCAUAUUAUUCUUGGAACAAAGGCAGGUAAACUACAGAUAUUUGAUAUAGCGUCAGGUGAUUUGUUGGAGGAUAUCGAAGCUCAUGAUAGUACCAUCUAUUCUAUAUCACUUUCACCAGAUAAGAGAGGUAUUCUGACAGGAAGUUCAGAUAAAACAGUCAAAUUUUGGAAUUUUGAACUGGUUAAUCAAGAAGGAAGCUCUAGUAAACGUCUAACAGUUCAGCAUUCAAGAACAUUAAAAAUGGAGGAGGAAGUCAUGUGUGCUAAAUAUAGCCCAGAUAAUAGAUUGUUCGCUGUUUCAUUGUUAGAUAAUACUGUCAAAGUUUUCUUUGUUGAUACACUCAAGUUUUUCCUGUCCUUAUACGGUCACAAGUUACCUGUAUUAAGUUUGGAUAUAUCGACAGAUGGAACGUUAUUAAUAUCGGGUUCGGCAGAUAGAAAUAUUAAAAUAUGGGGGCUGGAUUUUGGUGAUUGUCACAAAUCUAUCUUCGCUCAUGACGACAGUAUAAUGUGUGUACAGUUUGUGCCAAACACUCAUCUGUUUUUCUCUGGUGGAAAAGAUAAAAAGUUAAAACAAUGGGAUGCAGAUAGUUUUGAACAUAUUUUAACUCUUGAGGGUCAUCAUGCCGAGAUCUGGGCAAUGGCAGUUAGUUACCGUGGUAAUUUUGUUGCUACAGCAUCACAUGAUAAAUCUUUACGAUUGUGGGAACGAACUCAGGAACCUUUGAUUCUAGAGGAAGAAAGAGAAAUGGAAAGAGAGAAAGUGUUUGAUGAACAAGUUGGUCAGUCAGGUGAACCAGUGGUUGCUGGAGAGACAACAACAGAAGUUGGUUUAGCUGGUAAAAAAUCUAUAGAAACAGUUAAAGCUGCAGAGAAAUUAAUGGAAGCAUUAGAACUUUAUAAGGAAGAAACGGCCAAACUUGAAGAACACCAAUUAGAAUGUAGUCGAACCGGGAAAAAGCUACCUGUACCUGCUCUACAUCCGAUGUUGAUAGCCUUUAACUGUGAUUCACCCAACCAAUAUAUGAUAGACAACAUUAAAAAAAUCAAAUCUAGUGAAUUAGAAGAAUCUUUACUUGUUCUACCGUUUCCUUAUGUCAGUGAUUUAUUACAAGUUUUAGAUAAAUUUCUUACUUUGGGUUGGGAGACGGAACUAGUCUGUAGAUGUCUCUUCUUUCUCCUCAGAGUACAUCAGGGGCAGAUAACUAGUAACCAAGUCUUAUUACCUGUAGUAGACAGAUUACGAUCAGCAACAUCAAACAGAGUCAACCAACUGAGGGAUCAGAUAGGAUUCAAUUUGGCUGGUUUACAGUUUUUAAAACGUAGAUUAGAAGAUCGUGACCAGAUUCAGUUCUUCGCAGAUGCCACAACAACCAGACGGAAAAAGAAGAAAAAGGCAGAAAAAGUUGUUUUAGCCAUAAAAACAUGAUUUUUGUUGUAUUAAAAUAUAUAUAUAUCAA